Messenger RNA from Heterotrigona itama, 2391 nucleotides. Lineage: Eukaryota; Metazoa; Arthropoda; Insecta; Hymenoptera; Apidae. The record is from the annotation of a GenBank genome assembly.
AUGAAAAACAUUCCAAAUAACUUAGCCAAGUGGGAUCUGUCAGAAGAUUCUCUGGCACCGUUAACCGAUUAUCAAAAAGAAUGUUUAUUAAAUUUGGAAGAAGAAUUGUUCCCUGAUAACAAUCUUAAAACUGAAGAGGCAAAUGGUACUGCAUGCACAAACAAAGAAGCUAUGAAAUCAGUACAAAUAGAACGAUGUCAAGAUCUGUUAAAGCAUUAUGCCACUCUAGAAAAGAAGUGUAUGGACAGGAAAGAUAUGAAGUAUAUGUUAUAUUUAAAUGAACUUCAAACCCGACGGCAAGAAUGUCAAGAACUCUGUCUUCAAAUAGAAGAAGCUUUAGAAGAUUUCACUAUGUUAUAUAAACAGUAUUCAGAAGUCUCUGAUAAAACAAUAUCCCUUUAUGAUGCUAGUGAGCAGCUUGAUUCUGAUCAAAGAAAAUUAAAUUCUACCAUAGAGAACAUCACGGAAUAUGUGAAAUAUUUCAAGGAUGUCGAUAUGAUGAUGGAAAAAUUAGAAGCACCUACAUUAUCAGUGAACAGUGAGAUGUUUUUUAACAUAUUAGAUAAAAUUGAUACCAACAUAGACUUUGUUCAGAAUAAUCCUUCAUUUAAAGAGAGCAAUACCUAUUUGAUCAAAUACAAGCACUGUCAAUCUAAAGCAAUAUCUAUGAUACAAAAUUAUAUUUUUAACCUAUUUAGCAAGACUACAGAAAGUAUAUUGAAUUUAAAAGAUAAUGAUGAGUCGCAAGAUAAUGCUGAUGCUGCUUUAGCCCUUUUCUAUGGUAGAUUUCAAACCAUUUUGUCAAAAGCUAGACCAGUUAUAGAACAAAUUGAAGCUAAGUCUUACAAAAGGCAAGAAUAUGAUAGCUUAUUAUCUGAAUGCCAUCAAUGUUAUUGGAGCCAAAGAGGACUUGUAUUAGGUAGUAGUGUACAAAAAUCUUUAAUGUCAGUGAAAGAAAAAUACAAUGGUGAUCACUGUAGUCUGGUACGAAAUUCAUGUGCACUAUUGUUACAUGCAUCAAUGGAUGAAUAUAAGUUAUUUUAUGAAUUCUUCUCUAAAUCAUCUAAUGGAUUAACGGCAUAUCUUGAAAGUUUAUGUACUUCUCUGUAUGAUACACUCAGGCCAUUCAUAAUUCAUAUUAAUCAUUUGGAAACAUUAGCUGAAAUUUGUUGCAUUUUGAGGAUUGAAAUGCUGGAUGAACAUGUUCAAAACAAUUUUGAACCUUUAGAGGGAUUUGGUAACAUUUGUCUGCAGUUAUUACAUGAUGUACAAGAAAGACUAGUAUUCCGUGCACAUCUUUACCUUCAGUCUGAUGUUUUGAAUUAUAAUCCAUCACCAGGUGACUUGGCGUAUCCAGAAAAAUUAAAAAUGAUGGAAGAUAUAGCAGAGUCAAUAAGAGAAGAAUCUAGACAGACAAAAAUGAAAAGAAUAUCUGUUUCAUCUAAUGAUGAUAAUAUUUUAGAACCAGUAUCUAGAAAUCACAUAGAAAUGGAUUCUAUCUAUCAAAAGACACAUAUGGGAAAUUCACCAGCAGAUCUCCAUGGAAUGUGGUAUCCUACUGUUCGUAGAACAUUAGUGUGUUUAUCAAGAUUAUACAGGUGCGUAGAUAGAUCUGUCUUCCAGUCUUUGAGUCAGGAAGCAAUAUCUCUUUGUGUCCAAAGUAUAGAAAAUGCGAAGCAAGAAAUAGAGAAAAGAGCAUCACCUUUAGAUGGAGAACUUUUUCAAAUAAAACACUUACUCAUUUUAAGAGAACAAAUUGCACCAUUUCAAGUGGAUUUCACAAUAAAAGAAUAUAGUUUGGAUUUUUCAAAAGUUAAGACAGCAGCAUUUAGUUUAUUAGAAAAGAGUUCAAGACUUUUUACAUUGUCAAAUAAUGCGCUAUUAGAAUUUCUAUUGGAAGGAGCACCUCAAAUGAAGGAGCAACUAAUAGAUUCAAGGAAACAUGUGGAUAAUAAAUUGAAAUAUGCUUGUCAACGUCUUAUACAGCUUGCGACAUUUUUAUUGAUACAUCCAAUUUUAAAACUGUUAGAAAAAGAGAAAUUACAUACUAAUAUCCCAGAUGCAUCUCCAGAACAUGCUCUUGGGAAUCCUCAAGAUGUUGCAGCAGCAAUUAGUGAGGUAUUGCGGAUAAUUAAAUUUAAAUGCCCUGAAAUUCAACAACUUAUGCAACUGUAUCUCUCCAAUAAGGAAACAGAAUUUAUUCUGUUUAGACCAGUAAAAAAUAAUGUUUGUGCUGCAUUUACACAAUUAUAUCAGAUAUUGGGUAAAUAUUAUAAUUCAGAAGAACUUUUAUUAAUUGCAUGCCCAUUACCAGAACAGAUUUCUGUUAUGUUGAGCUCAUCCAGUCUAACUCAUGGAAAAAGUACACAAACUAUUACAAAGAAAACAUAG